Molecule: messenger RNA, 188 nt
Organism: Striga hermonthica
Lineage: Eukaryota; Viridiplantae; Streptophyta; Magnoliopsida; Lamiales; Orobanchaceae
Source: the annotation of a GenBank genome assembly
AAACUAGAGAAAAUGAAAUCGAUAUGCCUUCAGUAUGCAUCAGCAGCUCAAUGGCUUGUUACAUACUCAAACGAUAGCCCCAACACUGAGAGUCCCAAUGCGGAUAGAUACAAAAAGCUGAAACUAAGAAGCCGAUCCCAGUUGCUGAAUGUCGCUCCCGAAAAUGCGACAGUUGUUGAAUCCAUCCU